GUUUUACGAUCGGCCAACUUUGCCGAACUUGCCUAUCUUGUGCCAGGCAUAAAUCAUGUUUGUGAUAAAAUAAUGGUUUUAGUAUGCGCAUGUGCUAUUUUGUAAAGUUUGCCAUUUUCAGUUUCCUUAUUACUUUUUAAGUAUUGACUUAUAUUUGUUAUAAAUUUAUUUGAAUUCAUAAACAAAUGAUAAGAAACCGUUGGAUUCGAAGCAGGUUACAUUAUAAUAUAACAACAAAUAAUAGUUCAAUUUAAUACAUAAAAUUUAAACCUGGCAUGGUUUAUAAUAGUAGUAUAAAUUUAUAAUACUAUUAUAUAUGUUUUCUAAUAUUUUUUUAUAGCUUGUACUAUAUUAUUAAUAUAAGUUAUAUAUAAAUAGCUUUAAAAAAUUAAUUUAUAUUAUUUAGAUUUUAUUUUAUUCUUUCUUCAUGAGCUUUAAAAGGAAAAGCGAAUGUUUAACAUUGACAAAAAGAAGGAAAGUUUUGGCUGAAAUAAAUAGAGUGAAGAAAGAAAUAAGCGAGCAGUUGAAUCCAAAGACUACUAUAAUGAAUUAGUUUAAAGAAACAAACGAAAGUGAAUUAUGUUUAAAUAACUUUCAAAAUAUUUCUUCCAGUUUGCCAGAUGCUAGUUCUUGAGGCAACAGUUUCCACACAAGUGUACUUGAUGAUAAUAAUACCACCAGUUUUGUUCAAAGUUCAGAAGUAGACAUUUUUUUGAUAAAAUCAUAACUGAAUCAAAUUUAAAUUUGCAAUCUGAUGAAGAAAGCAGCUAUUGUGAUUCUUACCUGGAUUGCGAAGAAAUGUUUUUUAAAAAUGAGUCAACUAUGCCUGAUAUUACUUUAAGUCUCCAUGAGUGGCAUACUCAAUUUAAUAUAACUGAUGCUGCAACUUCUAAUUUAUUAAGUCGACUUAAAUCAUUCCAUCCUGAUUUACCCUUGAGCAUUAAUGGUCUUCUUGGUAAAAAAGCUCCUUAUUUUAUAGACAAUAUUGAAAAUGAUAAUUUGUUUUACCAUUUUCACAUUAAAGAUCAUGUGGCUGAAUUAACUAAAGCUGGAAUUACAAAUAAUUUUUUAUUGUUACAGCUAAGUUUUGAUGGACUUCAAUUAUUUAAAUCAAGUUCUGAUGAAUUUUGGCCAAUUUUAGGAUUUUUUCAUGAGGUUGAAACAUCACCUUUUCUUAUCGGGUUUGCCUAUUGUAAAAAAGCAAAACCUAAUGUGAAUAAUUUUUUAGAUAAGCUUGUUAAAGAGUGUAAAAUUUUUGAAGAAGGUCUAAUAAUUGACGAGAGAAAAAUUGUAAUUAAAAUACAUGCAGUUGUAUGUGAUACGCCAGCUAAGGCAUUUAUCAUGUGCACGAAAGGCCACAGUGGUUAUUAUUCAUGUUUUAUGUGUAAUAUUGAAGGAGAAUAUUUGAAUAAAAUGACUUUUUCUGGCAGUGAUAAUCAAUUAAAGAGUGAUUACUUAUUUAGAAAAAAAGCUAAUAUUGAACAUCACAUUGGAUGUUCUCCCCUUUUAGAAUUUAAAAUAGAUAUGGUUAACGACUUCCCUGCUGACUAUAUGCAUUUAGUUUGUUUAGGUGUUGUCAGAAGACUCAUGAAAAUGUGGAAAGAUGGGUUUGGAGAUCAGCGAACAACCAUAGGAUCAUUUUCAAUAUCUCUCAUAAAUGCUCGAUUAGAAAGUAUGUAUAAUUAUAUACCAAAAAAUUUUCUAUUAUAUGCAAUAUAAUAGAAAAUUUUUCAUUGCAGGAUUAAGGCGUGGACUUAAUUUGUUUUGAAAUUCAUUUUUUUGGUUAGUACCUUAAAUUUUGCAAGGAUUUUCUAAAUAAAAGGUUUUUCUUCAUUUUAAUAUAUAUAAAAGGUUUUUCUUCAUUUUAACAUAUUUCUCUUUAAAAUCAUCGGUUUAAGUUUUUGACCAGUGCACUGGUUAAAAACUUACAUAGAUUUAUUAACAAAUACAUACAUGUAUGUAUUUAUAUUUUGUUUUUUAUGUAUUUAUAUUUUAAAGCUAUAUCUAAAAUUUAUAUUUAUUGCAACUAACCAAUUUUAAUGCUUUUUGUUCAAUAUUUUUUUGUGUUGCUAUUUAUAUUUAAAUGAUUAAAAAAUGCUGCAUGCUAAAGCUACGUAAUCAUUAGAUACUUAAGAAAAGAAGCCAUAAGAGAUAUAUCCUAGUUAUAAAAGUUUAAAAACUUAUAAAAGUUUAAUAAAAUUUUUCUGAUUAUUGUUAGUUUAUAGUUAAUGCUUACUUAUUGUGCUAAAUAAUUUAUAUGUAUCUUUAAGUAUAUAGACUUUAUAUGCAUCAACAUCUGGUACCAGUGGUAAUAUCACAAGUAUCUUUUCUUUACAAGUAUAUAUUUCCAUAUAUUUUGAAGGGGUUGUCUGCUUGUUUUCUUUUUUUUUUGUAUUUAUUAAUGACAUCAACAUCUGGUAGCAAUGGUAAAGUUCUAAAGUAUCUUUUCCAAAUAGUUGUAUAUAACCAAUCAAAUGAUUUUAUGUUAUACUUUGUUUUUUCUAUGAGAUUAUAUCUUUUUUAAAUCAUUAUAAAUGACAUUCUAAAGAUGUUUUUUUCUUUUUAUCAAUUGCACUUUGUAGUCUUUAAUGGCAUCUGGUAGCAAUGGUAAGUUUGUAUCCUUUCAAAAUGGUUAAUAAUGACUUGUAAAAGAAGAUGUCUUUUUAAGUUAUUGUUUAUUUUAUUUUGUUGUAAUUAGGGGCAACAGCAUUUAGUACCAGUGGUUAAGUUAGAUGUAUUUUUUUUGUUAUAUUUAAUGAUAUUGACAUCUGGUAACAUUGGUAAGGUUAUAUUUUUUCAAAAUGAUUAUAUUAAUUGUUAAAGAGGUUAUAUGUUUAUUAUCUUUUUUAUUUUGUAUUCUUUAGUUACAUCCAAACUUAAAAGCAAUGGUAAAGUUAUAUUUUUUUAAAAAGAUUGUAAAAGACCUUUCAUAAGGCUAUUAUAUAUUCUAAUUUUUAAGAUGUCAUUUGAUAACUAUAUUUUAUAUUUUGCAUUUUUUAGAGGCAUCACCACCUAUUAGCAAUAAUUUAUCAGGAGCAGUUUGAAAUACAAGAAAGAUUGCAGCAAAAUGUGAAGUAGAGGAUUAUUGAUAGUUAGCACCAUAAGGUCGAAUAAAUGACGGUCGAAGAAAUGAUGGCCAAGCUUUUACUAAUCUUAAAACUUUAUAUGAAUAAGAAUUGUAUAUUAGUUAACUUUUAUUGAAAUGUAAAAUAUUUAUCAAUAUAUAACGUAUUGCAAAAA
Messenger RNA from Hydra vulgaris (swiftwater hydra), 3240 nucleotides. The record is from RefSeq and is a predicted model, not a curated record. NCBI's taxonomy places the organism in Eukaryota, Metazoa, Cnidaria, Hydrozoa, Anthoathecata, Hydridae.